Molecule: messenger RNA, 489 nt
Organism: Aspergillus puulaauensis
Lineage: Eukaryota; Fungi; Ascomycota; Eurotiomycetes; Eurotiales; Aspergillaceae
Product: peptidylprolyl isomerase
Exons: 4
Coding region: 1-489 (162 amino acids)
Biological process (GO): protein folding; protein peptidyl-prolyl isomerization
Molecular function (GO): peptidyl-prolyl cis-trans isomerase activity
Source: RefSeq, a predicted model, not a curated record
AUGUCUAACGUUUACUUCGAUGUCACUGCCGAUGGCCAGCCCCUGGGCCGCAUCGUGUUCAAGCUCUUCGACGACGUCGUCCCUAAGACCGCCAAGAACUUCCGUGAGCUUGCCACUGGCCAGCAUGGUUUUGGCUACGCCGGAUCUCCCUUCCACCGUGUUAUCCCCAACUUCAUGCUUCAGGGUGGUGACUUCACCAAGGGCAACGGCACCGGUGGCAAGUCCAUCUACGGAGAGAAGUUCGCCGAUGAGAACUUCCAGCUGAAGCACACCAAGCCCUACCUUCUUUCCAUGGCCAACGCUGGCAAGAACACCAACGGCUCCCAAUUCUUCAUCACGACCGUUGUUACCAGCUGGCUCGAUGGUGCCCACGUCGUCUUCGGCGAGGUUGUUGAGGGCCAGGAUGUCGUCAAGACCGUCGAGGGUCUCGGCUCCCAGAGCGGUGCUACCAAGAAGAAGAUCGCCGUCUCUGCUUCCGGCACCGUCUAA